Molecule: messenger RNA, 1174 nt
Organism: Epinephelus fuscoguttatus (brown-marbled grouper)
Lineage: Eukaryota; Metazoa; Chordata; Actinopteri; Perciformes; Serranidae
Gene: chmp5a
Product: charged multivesicular body protein 5a
Exons: 8
Coding region: 107-769 (220 amino acids)
Biological process (GO): vesicle budding from membrane; late endosome to vacuole transport via multivesicular body sorting pathway
Cellular component (GO): multivesicular body
Source: RefSeq, a predicted model, not a curated record
ACCGUUGCUUCCGGGUGACUUCAAUGAAGAAAUCCUUUUGCAUUUGAUGCUUUUUGUGUCUUCUAAAGGAAAGCUGAAGGCUACGGGCUCAUUAAACGUUUAGAAAAUGAACAGAAUAUUCGGACGCGGAAAGCCGAAGGCGCCUCCUCCGAAUCUGUCGGACUGUAUCGGUAAUGUGGACGCAAGAUCAGAGUCCAUUGAGAAGAAGAUUGGCAGACUAGAUGCUGAACUUGUUAAAUACAAGGAUCAGAUGAAGAAGAUGAGAGAUGGGCCCUCGAAGAACAUGGUGAAACAGAAGGCGAUGAGAGUCCUGAAGCAGAAGAGAAUGUAUGAAGGUCAGAGAGAGCAGCUGGCUCAGCAGUCUUUUAACAUGGAGCAGGCGAACUACACGAUCCAGACGUUAAAGGACACCAAGACAACAGUGGAUGCCAUGAAGAUCGGUGCAAAGGAAAUGAAAAAGGCCUACAAGGACGUCAAACUCGAUCAGAUUGACGAUUUACAGGACCAGCUGGAGGACAUGAUGGAGGACGCCAAUGAGGUACAAGAGGCCCUGAGCCGCAGCUACGGCACUCCAGAGAUAGACGAGGACGAUCUUGAAGCAGAGCUGGACGCACUGGGCGAUGAACUGCUGCUGGAUGAUGACAGCUCCUACCUGGAUGAGGCCUCGGCUGCCCCGUCUAUCCCCGAAGGAAUCCCCAGUGACAGCAAGACAAACAAGGAUGGCGUUUUGGUGGAUGAGUUUGGCCUGCCACAGAUUCCUGCCUCAUAAACAAGAACCGGAUCACAAGAACUGCACUUCAACUGAAACCACUUUUAUAUGUAGAGUAACAUUUAUACAUGCAAAACAUUUGACCCAAGAACACUACAAUUUUGAAGCUGUCCUGGUGUUGGGUUGUGUGUCGUUACCACGACUGUGCUAGCAUGAGGCCUUGUAACACUACUGAACGAUUUUUUAAAAACAUUUUCUCCCUCAUGUCCUCCCGUCUAACCUCGUCAGUCUUGUUUAACAGUGUCAGUAUGACCACGUUUAUUUUUAUUUGUCUUAUUGUAUUGAAGUUUUCUGUGUUGUUCAGUCAUUACCAUUUUGUUUGAGUUCUUAACAGUGGAGAUGAUUCCCACUGAGCCUGUCUACAGGUGAUUUGAAACAUGCAAAAUAAAAUGUGUUUUAACUUAA